UUGAACAUAGUAAUUCUUACUCUACACAUCUCCAUCUCUCUCCCUCAACGUUACAAAGAUGAUGAAUCUCUCCUACACAAUUCUACUACACCUCCUCCUCUCUCUACACUCAAAAGUAACACAAUGCUCCGCCACACAUUUGAAGAUGCAAGAAUUUCAGACAAAGCUCCAAACACUAACAUCUUCCACCACUUCCACCACUCCACAACUUCCCACCUCCACAAAGAGCAGCGGCAGAGUGUUUUACCCGAUCGGCUACGGCGCGGACCCCACUGGGGCGCACGAUAGCUCCGCCGCCAUACUAGCGGCGGUGGCAGACGCCGCGAAGCUGCAAAAUGGGGUGAAUUUGAUGCCCGGAAUCAGCGAUUUGGGCGGCACAGUUAUUGAUUUGCAGGGCGGCAGCUUCCUCGUUAACUCUCCCAUCAGAUUCCCACCAGCCAUUGGCAAUAUUGUGGUUCAAGAUGGCACGAUCCGUGCAUCCACCACAUUCCCGGGCGACCGGCAUCUCAUCGAGCUAUGGGCGCCCGACUCACCCAACGACGCCUUCUCUAACGCGAAAGACUCCAACAACGGACUCAAAUACGAGGACAUAACCCUUAAAGACCUCCUCCUCGACUCCAGCUACCGAGGAGGAGGCCUAUUGGUGAUCGACUCUGCCAGAGUCCGCAUCACCAAUUGCUUCUUCCUCCACUUCACCACCCAGGGGAUCCUGGUCCUCCGGGGCCAUGAGACCUUCCUGCGCACCUGUUUCCUCGGACAGCACCCCACUGUCGGAGGAGACAGAGACGAGAAGGCCUACUCUGGCACGGCCAUUGACAUUGCCAGCACGGACAAUGCCAUAACCGAUGUAGCCAUCUUCUCCGCAGCAAUAGGCAUCGUGCUGCGGGGAAGGGCUAACAUAGUCACCGGGGUCCACUGCUACAACAAGGCCACGUAUUUCGGGGGCGUUGGCAUUUUAGUAAAAUCCGCACAAAACCGAAUCAUCGACCCGUAUUUGGACUACAACAGCAUAGUCGUUGAGGACCCCUUCCAAAUCACCAUCUCCAACGGGUUCUUUCUCGGAGAUGGAAACAUCGUUUUGAAGGCGAUUCAGGGCUCGAUCUCCGGCCUCAACAUCGUCAACAACGUGUUCUCUGGUGACCCGAAGAACAUGGUUCCGUCCGUGAGGCUAGACGGCGUGUUUACGAGCAUCGAUCAAGUGGAAGUCGAUCACAAUGCGGUGAGUGGAAUGGGAUUGAAAUCGACUAAGGGAAAGAUGGCAGUGCAGGGGAAUGGGACAAAAUGGGAGGCGAAUUUUGAUCCAAUCUUGUUGUUUCCUAAUAAGAUAAAUCAUGUUCAAUACUCUUUGUAUUUGAGAGGAGGGAUUGGUGGUGGAUUUCCUACACAUGCUGUGACAAAUGUUUCGAAUAAUGUGGUGGUGAUUGAGAGCCAGCAUGCCGUAAACGCCGUCGUUUCGGUUUAUGUUGAUCAGGAUAACAUGGUUGGAGAGGGAAGUUUGUAAAUGGUAGUGAUUUUCGAAAAAAAAGAG
Molecule: messenger RNA, 1528 nt
Organism: Salvia hispanica
Lineage: Eukaryota; Viridiplantae; Streptophyta; Magnoliopsida; Lamiales; Lamiaceae
Product: Pectin lyase-like superfamily protein
Molecular function (GO): polygalacturonase activity
Source: RefSeq, a predicted model, not a curated record